Molecule: messenger RNA, 2533 nt
Organism: Petromyzon marinus (sea lamprey)
Lineage: Eukaryota; Metazoa; Chordata; Hyperoartia; Petromyzontiformes; Petromyzontidae
Product: tyrosine-protein kinase SRK2-like
Biological process (GO): protein phosphorylation
Molecular function (GO): ATP binding; protein tyrosine kinase activity
Source: RefSeq, a predicted model, not a curated record
GGGGAGAGUUUAAAUGAGGAAGGCUCGGCUCCGUGUUUUACUCGAACCACGCCUUGUCAGCUUCUGCUCGGGCUCCUCGGUCCCUCGGCAGCAACGCGUCCACGUGGGCCGCCGCGUUCCAUCGCAGUGGCUGUGUCGUUACCGAUCUUCUGCUGCUCCUGCUGCUGCGCACUGUGACGAGCGGCAUCGGCUGCGUAGAUCAAAGUUAACCACCACGCGACUCGUGAGGACCCCGCUCAGAUGGUGCAGAGCCAGGAUAUGGCAGCGUGGCCCACGGGGCUGUGAGCCGGCUCGGCAUGGGCCAGACGAGUGGUAAAACCAGGGGCUUGGCCGCGACCCAGUGGCGGCACCACGGCUCCUCAGAUCCACACGCCUCGGACCGUACGCCAACCCACACUCUGUGGUCCGGAUCCCAGAUCGGCGACACCGAGGAUCUCCGGGGGCUCGUGAGAAACCCUUCGCGAGACAGCGAGGGGUUCCGAGUCGACUUUGCGUGCCCCGACGAUGGCGCGGAGGUUCUGCGGGAACCUCCUGGCCCCGGGGGCUCGGGGCGCGAGGUGGGGGGGGGCCCGGGGCGCAGCUCCGGCGCCGCAAACCUCCACGCCGAGCCGUACGUGAGCGGUGAUGGGAGAGGGUGGUUCUUCGGCACCGUGAGUCGCGUCGAGGCGGAGCGCGUGCUGCUAUCCAGCGCCAACGAGCACGGCGCCUUUCUGCUGCGGGACGGAGGUGCUGGCAGGUUCAGCCUCUCGGGUGAGAUCCGGAUGGUGCGCGACGGAGACCUGGUGAAGCACGUGCGCGUGAGGAAGACCCGCACAGGAUUCUCCAUCUCGAAGGAGCGCAGCUUCGCAAGCCUCGCCGCACUCGUGGAGUCUCUCUGCAGCGGCGACUCCGCGCUCUGCAUCCAGCUCCGGGCGCCAUGCCGUGCGGUUCCCGAGGGAGAGGGCCCUGAGACCACGGGAUCGCUGGGCGACGUGUGGGAGGUCCCUGCCGAGGCAGUGAGCCUCGAGCGGAAGCUGGGAGAGGGGGAGUUCGGGGAGGUGUGGCAGGGCCUGUGGAACCACUCCACCCCCGUUGCCAUUAAGACCCUGAAGCCAGGACAUGCAGACGCAGAGAGCUUCCUGGAGGAGGCGCAGCUGAUGAAGGCGUUCCGGCACCCGCAUCUGGUGGCGCUCUACGCGGUGUGCACCACCAGCGAACCGUUCCUCAUCGUCACCGAGCUCAUGCCACAUGGCAGCCUGCGCCAGUGCCUGCAGGGCCAGAUGCACUGGAUGCUGGGAGUCCCCGAGCUGUUGGAGAUGGCUGCGCAGGUGGCAUCGGGCAUGGCCUACCUGGAGGCCCAGAACUACAUCCACCGCGACCUAGCGGCGCGGAACGUGCUGGUCGGAGACAACCUCACCUGCAAGGUGGCCGACUUCGGGCUGGCGCGCGUCAUCAAGGACGAAACCUAUACGGCCAAGCUUGGCUCUCGCUUCCCCAUCAAGUGGACGGCACCCGAGGCAAUCAACUACAACAAGUUCACGAGCAGGUCGGACGUGUGGUCCUACGGGAUCCUGCUCCAUGAGAUCUUCACCUACGGGGAGGAGCCCUACCCCGGGAUGAGCACCCACGAGUCCCUGGAGGCAGUGCAGCGCGGUUACCGGAUGCCGCGCGUGGCCGGCUGCCCGCAGGCCGUGUACGGCGCCAUGCUCGCCUGUUGGCAGGUGGCCUCCGACGCGCGGCCCACCUUCGCUGACCUCGAGUCGCACUUCUCCUCGCUGUCUGGGGUUGCGGCAAACGACCCCAACAAAGCUCAACACUCGACGGGCUGGGGGGAUGAGCGAGCCGCGACGCUGGGGUCCCGGCGAUCACAGCUGCCUUCAGCCACGACGACGAGGAGCAGGACGAGGAAUAGCGAAACCCUGCCUCACGACCUCACGCUGCCCAGGAAGAGCUCGUGUCGUGAUGGCAAAGAUGGGUCUGACGACAAGGUGGAUUUGGUGAAGUUUAUUCUCCGAUAGUCACAAGUGUUGUUUCAUCAUUAGAUUUUAGCGACUUAAAGAUGUUUUCAUUGUUGAUGUGACAGAACAAGUGACCUUUUGGGACCGAGGACUUGACGGGAGCUGUUCCACGUGCACGUGAAGUGAGGGUUCCUGCAACGGUUUAGUUUUUGUCCAAAACUUGGUGAAUUGUCGAGCAGCAUUUGUGAUGACCUGAAGUCAGUCCAGUGACUUCCUUUGUUCGUGGUUGGUUCAGCGACUUUGCACUUCACGGGAUUGGCAACACCAACAUCUGUAUCACGUCUCCAGGCCAGAUCCAGUGUAAAUGACUGCGCAGGCAUCACGCCAUCUGUUUUCCACUUGAGAGGAAUUUUACCUUUGGCGAGUAAUAAUAAUAAUCGGAUCGAUUUCCCCCGGCGAUUAACGUUUCUCUGCAGCAAAGCACUUGUGUGGGCAAUGGCGGAGCCAGGAUUUUCAGGUAGGGGGGGCAACCCCUCCAGGAAUGAAAAAUGAUAGUAGUUGUUAGUAAGGACUUGUCCCUUGCUUUUUAUUCAAUG